Symbiodinium sp. CCMP2592 is the source of this 1029-nucleotide messenger RNA. NCBI's taxonomy places the organism in Eukaryota, Dinophyceae, Suessiales, Symbiodiniaceae. The record is from the annotation of a GenBank genome assembly.
AUGCUCGAUGGCAGAGAGGGCCCGGCCGCACUCAGAGCACCAUCUCAUUACACUCCGGGCAACGGCCCCGAGAGCGAGGCGGAGUCCUUUGAAGAUGGAAGGUCCAGAGCCGUCGGGUGGGUUGGGUUCCGCCAGCUUGGUGCGACCUCGCUUAUCCUUUCCCGCUGCUGGCUGGAUCUCUUCCAAGAUGCGGCCGGCAAGACCUGGUAUGGCGAACGCGGCGUGCGACAGGAAGAACGCCGGCGAGAGCUCCGCCACAUGGCUCAACAAGGCUUCCAGUUGGCUGAGGCCGCAAGCUGCACAGUGGCCGGCGAGGGUGCCGCAUGUGACCGAAAUACGGUGAGCGGUGCUGGCCGGCUUGGAGUGCCAGAAUUCCGGGAAGCGUGGCCACCAUUGGUGUGGCCCUGGUGUUCGGUGUCCGGCGGACACUGCGCGAGCGAGAGGGGCCACGGCCUCCACGCGGAAGCGAAGUGCGAGACGAUGGCAUACGGGACCGUGCCGGAGGUGGACCGGAGCCAGCUCGAGGACGAGGUGAUGGAGGUGCAGGACGAUAGCGGUCGGGAUCAGCACGCACUGGGUGUGGAUGCGGGGCGGGACGAGCACGAGCAGAAGGAUGCCCAGUGUGGGCGCUGGCCAGACCCGCCCGUGUUACUCCACGAACCCGAGAACGCUGAGGACGAACACGGAGAGGCUCCAGUGGUGAAGGAGCCCGAACCGGCCAGCGUGGAGGGCGAGGAAGACCUGCUGGUGUUGAGGGGCGCAGGGCCUGCGGAGCUGACAAUGGCGCUGCCGCCGGCCGGAGGGAGCAGCGCGUGGAUGCUGCGCUCGGCAAGUAACAGCCCCAUGCGCACCGCGCGGCGGGCAUCCUCUUGCCAAGAUGGGUCCAUUGCGGCCACGGAGCGAACUCCAGACAAUGCAUCAGGCACAGCGGUCAACAUGUGCAUGUCCGAUCAAGACGAGACGACUGACCUCACAGGACAACAGGGUGAGGAGGAGGAGGAGCGGGGGCACGAGCGAGCAUGGCAAUAG